Messenger RNA from Colletotrichum lupini, 1434 nucleotides. RefSeq lists its product as uncharacterized. Gene Ontology annotation, cellular component: fungal-type vacuole membrane. Lineage: Eukaryota; Fungi; Ascomycota; Sordariomycetes; Glomerellales; Glomerellaceae. The record is from RefSeq and is a predicted model, not a curated record. Gene Ontology annotation, biological process: transmembrane transport. The transcript has 7 exons. Gene Ontology annotation, molecular function: transmembrane transporter activity. The coding region runs from base 1 to 1434 and encodes 477 amino acids.
AUGGCAGGUAACACUCUAUCAGAUCAGUCUCAGUCUGAGAAGCAGGGCGGCUCCAUCGUCCCCUCUUCGGACCCGGACCCUGAAUCCAUCUCCGGAACCCAGCACGGAGACGGAGAAUCAUCCCCUGCAGAACCAGAACAUGAAGUCUACCCGGAGGGCGGUACCCAGGCAUGGCUUGCCGUUGCGGGCUCCUUCCUCGUUUACUUCGCAUCUUUCGGUGUCGUGAACAGCUUCGGCUUCUUCCAGACCUUUUAUCAACAAGAGUACCUGAAGAAUUACUCGCCCACCGCCAUUUCCUUCAUCGGAACCCUGCAGAUCACCCUGAUGUAUCUGUCAGGUGCUGUUGCCGGAGCACUGUUUGAUCUCUACGGUCCCAAAUGGCUCUACCUGUUCGCUGCCAUUGGUGGUGCCGGCUCCAUGCUUGCGACAUCCUUCACGCAGCCGAAUGCGAUCUGGCAGCAAUUUCUGGCCCAAUCACUUCUCUUCGGCCUCACAGUCGCCUAUGGAGUGCAACCCGCUCUCACGGUUGCAGGGCAGUAUUUCCACCGCAAGCGUGCUCUGGCCAUGGGAAUCGUCGCCUCCGGUAGCAGUUUGGGAGGAGUUUGCCUGCCAAUCAUGUUCUCCAAACUGAUUCCCACCAUUGGUUUUCCGUGGGCACUGCGUGUCGGGGCCCUGAUCAUGGUCAUCUGCUACGCUAUAGCCAUAGCCGUCUCCUCGUCUAAGCGGCCCAAGAGGAAGAUGAGAUCUCUUAGGGAUCUGCUUGACUACAAAGGCUUUCUCGACAUCCGAUACUCUUGUCUCUCAGCCGGAGCAGUCAUCUCAAGUCUCGGCAUUUACGUUCCGUUCUACUACAUUGAGCCGUUUUGCGUCGCCCUUGAUCCGAAUUCGACCAUUCGGCCUUACCUUCUCCCGCUGAUCAACGCGGCCAGUCUUUUUGGUCGUAUCAUUGGCGGUCAUGCGGCGGACCGCAUCGGACGGCUGAACUUUCUCUACCCCAUGAUCCUUUUAUGUGGGCUUUUGUGCGUGGCGAUGUGGCUCCCUGCUACAACCCCUGGCGUUCUGGCUGGCUUUGCCUGCCUCUACGGCUUCGCAUCUGGUGUCUUCAUCUCAGUCAUGCCUGCCGCCACUGGCCAAAUCAUCCCUGCUGAUAAGUUGGGCGCAAGGCUCGGCGCUUUUGGCACCGUUACGUCUAUGGCGUUUUUGACCGGCAGUCCAAUCGCUGGCGCGUUGAUUACAAGUGAGACCCGAGCCGGGUACCAUUCUCUGAUCAUCUUUGCAGGGUGUUGUCUGCUCGGAGGAGGAGCCAUCAUCUUCAUUGCUCGUCUCCUGCACGACAGAAACCUCAAAAGCAAAUGGCUGCAUUCUCAAAACGGCAGCUCGACGCGACACUUGGAUGCGAUUUUGGUUAGCUGGACCAGAGCACUAAACACAUGA